GUGUUAACGUUAAAAUCACGAGAAAGAAAAAAAAGUUAUUUAGACAUUCAAGUCGAGGAAAAAUUCCUUCUAUAUCAUGUAAUCAUGUUUCAGGUUACUGCAAAGCUCGAGAUAUAACACAGGAUAAUUUGCUUAAACAUCAUACAGAAUUCUAUAGUAUUGCAAGUAAAGUAUCACAAGAUGCUACUAUACUGUCAAUGCUUAAUAUAAUCAAUGUGAAAAGAGUCAGAGUGAAAUAUAAUAAUCGAAAAAAGUUAAGAACUAUGAGUAUUGAGUACUUUUUAUGCUGUGAGAGAAUUAAAGUACGAGUUUGCUAAGCUUCGUUUUGUUCAGUAAUGUCCAUAAAACUUGAUAGAGUUUUAAGAAUUGCAAGACACUAUUAUGAACAUGGAACAACCAGACCUAAAAAUAGAGGAGUAGACAGGAAGAAAGAAGCUAUUAAAAACCAUAUUCAGUCUUUUACUAGCAGAGAAAGUCAUUAUGGAAGAAAAGCUUUUGGAUACCCAGCAACAGAUACAUGCUCUACAUGUCAAACAUAUAAGUCGGCUGUGAAAAACCAAAAUUUUAUGAAUGACCAAAAAAAACUAAAAACUGACGAUGUUUUUCUGAAAACUGAAAGACAAUAUUUUUUUGUCUUCUCAGUCUUGUAGGAGUAGAAGGCAGAAUACUUACUAUGUAUAAACAUUACUCUGUAAUGCCACUGAAGAUGAUACUAACCUUAGGGAAGAAGAUAGUUCAUAAUUUGAUUUAAUUGUUUUUUAGUUGUGAAUUUUGUAAACAUGGUUUAGUUAAAAUACAAAUAUUUAAAAAAAUCUCUAUCAUAACAUGA
Messenger RNA from Hydra vulgaris (swiftwater hydra), 829 nucleotides. Lineage: Eukaryota; Metazoa; Cnidaria; Hydrozoa; Anthoathecata; Hydridae. The record is from RefSeq and is a predicted model, not a curated record.